AUGUCAUCGACUUCAUCGUUCAACGAAAAUUUUAUCGAUGAUAUCAAUGCUUUCCUUGCAUCAUCAAAAGUUGCACCUAUUGUUCAUGAAGAUUGGGGUUAUAUGCCUGAUAAUAAAAAAAAAGUUAUUCGUCAACUAAUGGGUAAUAAUGAAGAUCUAUUUCAAAUUUUUGUUUAUAAUAAAAGUCGAUCAAUUGAUCGUAUUUGUCCACGUUGUCGUAAACAUUAUUCAGCUGUCAAUACAAUUGACAAUAUCGAAGCUGAUCAAACUGGUUCAUAUACAAAUGGUCAAUUAGAACAAGCAUUGUCGGGUAUUUGUUCAUUAGAAUGUUUUCAAGCUUUAAAUGGUUCAAAUGCUUUAAAUGAUUGGUUUGGAAAAAUUGCAGAUCAAGUUCAAAUAUUGACAAACUAA
Messenger RNA from Adineta steineri, 411 nucleotides. Lineage: Eukaryota; Metazoa; Rotifera; Eurotatoria; Adinetida; Adinetidae. The record is from the annotation of a GenBank genome assembly.